UUGAAAUGAAAUAACGGAAAAAACUUCCCUUUUCAAACAUGGCGACGGUGAGGGUUUCCAUGGUUUUUCGAAGGUGGGAUCCGGGUAGUGAAUGGAAUCGAGCAGAUCUAUCUCUUUAUGGAAAAAUGGGGAUCGAAAGUAUAGAGUCAUCAUGGAUUGGACAAGGAAUCAAGAGGAUCAAUCAGAAGAUUGUAGAGGAAAAUCGAUUCUUCGAUAUGGAUUUAAUGGGUCUCGCUUUGGGAAUCGGGGAUUGGGCAUUUGGAUCCUCUAUAAAAAGAGCUGCGACAUCUGAGCUGGCCAUCGAGCACGACCAUCGGUCGAUAUUGAAGAAGAAUAAUCGAUCGAUAUUCACACCGUUACAUCGAUCGACAGCGAGUGCACAGAAGCUCGUUUGGACCAAGCCAACUUAAAGCCCAAGACUUCACAAAAUUACAAGAUUACCCCUGACGAGUUUUAACCUAAUACUUAUAGUUUUCCGACAUGUUAGAGGCAAAGAGCGCUUUCUUGUUCCCUUUUUUCACAGCAAAAGGUUUUAAGGUUUUUCUAGGAUUU
Molecule: messenger RNA, 552 nt
Organism: Brassica oleracea var. oleracea
Lineage: Eukaryota; Viridiplantae; Streptophyta; Magnoliopsida; Brassicales; Brassicaceae
Exons: 3
Coding region: 39-410 (123 amino acids)
Source: RefSeq, a predicted model, not a curated record